UGAUAAAUAAAUAAAUAAAUAUAUUUGGCAUUUAAAAAUUGGUUAAUUAUUUUUUUUUUCUUCAAAUAAACUAUUGAUAAAUUAUUUUGUUAAAAAUGUCACGUAAAGUAUCUAAAAGUUAUGAUACAAAAUUAAAAAAUAAUAGUACUCAAGUUGAAUUUAAUAAUCGUGAAAUUGAUAUUAAAAAUCAUCCAGAUUUAAUAUCUGUAUCAGAAUAUGUAAAAAAUAAAUUUUACUUUGCCACGCUAGCACCAGGAUUAGAUAAACCAAGACAAAAUUUAGAUGUUCAUUUUUUUACAAUUGACAAUGAGCUUAUUUAUAGAAAUUUUUACAACGAUUUUGGUCCAUUAAAUUUGAGUUGUUUGUAUAAAUAUUGUUGGCUAGUUAAUAACAAACGUCGUAAUAGAAAAUAUUUUGAUAGAAAAAUUGUUCAUUAUACCCUGGAUGACGAUGAGAAUAAACGUUCAAAUGCUGCUUAUUUAAUUUCAGCAUAUGCUAUGAUGUAUUUGGGUAUAAAUCCUCAUGAUACUUAUCAAAUACUUGUAAAAGGUAAUUCACGACCAUUCAAACCUUUUCAAGAUGCAUCAAUUGGAAAUUCACACUAUCACAUACGUCUUCAAGAUUGUUUAAAUGGUCUAUUCAGAGCAAUUACAUUUGGUUUUUUAAAUUUUGGUGAUUUUAAUCUUGAUGAAUAUGAUAAAUAUGAAAAGCUAAAAUACGGAGAUUUAAAUUGGAUUGUACCGGAUAAAUUUAUAGCAUUUAUUGGACCAAGUACAGAACCUGGAAGACCAUAUCAUCAACCAGAAGCUUAUAUUAAUUAUUUUUUAAAUAAUAAUGUUGCUGCUGUUGUCAGAUUAAAUCGUCCAUGUUAUGACUCAAAAAGAUUUACAAGAUAUGGUAUUGCACAUGUUGAAAUGUUUUUACCAGAUGGUUCAACACCAUCGAAAAAAAUUUUAAAUCAAUUUUUAAAACUUGCUGAGACAACUGCUGGACCGAUUGCUGUUCAUUGCAAAGCUGGUCUAGGUAGAACCGGUUGUUUAAUAGCAGCGUAUUUAAUAAAACAUUAUAAAAUGACAGCAAAAGAAGCAAUUGCAUGGACAAGAAUUUGUCGUCCAGGUUCAGUUAUUGGUCAUCAACAAUCUUGGCUUGAAAAAAUGCAAUCGGAACUUUGGCUCAAUGGACAACAAUAUAGACAACAAAAUUAUGGUGAUAGUGAUUAUUUUCCGCAUCAUAAAUAUGGUAUUUAUUCGGUUGCACGUAUGAAUGAUAAAAAACAUGAUGAUUUAUCAAGUGUAUCAGAUGAAUCAUCAACAAAAAAACAUAAAAAAAAUUCAGAUAAAAAAUCAAUUCUCGAGAGUUUAAGUGAUAAAUUGUUGGAAAAAAAUUUAGAAAAAGAAACAAAUCAUGGAAAUGGACUGUUGGGAAUUUUCCACAAAAUGCGAUCACCAAGAGAUCCAACAUCAACCAACAAGUCAAGAACGAUUGAUUAUCCAAAAAAAAUACCUCCUCAUUGUUUUAUUUCUGAUCGAGUUAAACCGAGUCAUGAUGCAUCGUUAAAUUUAACACAAGGAGAUUAUUUAAAUAAAAUAAAAUCCAAUAAAAAAUAAUCAUGGGGAAUAAAAAAAAAAAAAUUAAACAUGGCGUCUGGCAAUUAAAAAAAAAAAAUAUUUUUGGAGUAAAAUAUUGUUGUUUUUAUCGCGUUCUGUUGACCUAGGUCAACAACAGUCAGUAAUCACGACGACUAGCCGAGCUCAGAGGAUUGACAAAAUAUUUUGCUCGAGCGUUUGACUCACCGGGAGAUUCGCCAACAACAAUAAAAAACAUAAAAAAUGUCAUGGCAAAUGGCCGCCAUUAAGUGCACGAUGACCUCAUAAUUGGAGCAAACUACGCAAUUAAUUAUUUCACAAUAAUCCUAUAUCCACAAUCAAUGUAUUUAUUUUUGGUUUAUGAGAAAACGAAAAAUAAAUAUCCGCUUGUAAAACGAGUAAUUAAAAUAUAUUUUUACCGAGUAAAAUAAGUCCGGCAUUUAUAAAAGAGCACAAAAUAAAAAAAAAUAAAAAAUCCAUACAUUAUUCAAUUCAAUCGUUUGAUAAUGAAUUUUUUUUUAAUCGAAAAUAAAGUAAGAAUUAAUAUUAAAUAACCAAGUACACACCGGAGAUGAUUUUUCAAUGCUCCAAAACUCUCGACACACACACAAGAAAUCGGCGGCAUCCUUUGAUGUACAUUAUAAUUCUAAAAAAAUAAUUUAAUACAACAAAAUUAUUAUUUUUUCAAUAAAAAAAAUAUUUACAAUGUUACAUUGUACAAAAUUGAAAUAUAUUUACCACUACUCAACAUUAAGAUGACGAUAUAUAUUAAAAUAAAAAUUUUGCUACGUGAAAGCUCCUUGUCGUUCAGAGACGGUUAAACCAAUUUAAUAAUGGCCGACGCCAGCCGACGUGCGAAGCGGUAUGAAGCAGUAUGAAGCAGAUCAAACCCGAUCAGUAUUAU
Aphidius gifuensis is the source of this 2490-nucleotide messenger RNA. RefSeq names its product dual specificity protein phosphatase CDC14C-like. Lineage: Eukaryota; Metazoa; Arthropoda; Insecta; Hymenoptera; Braconidae. Bases 96 to 1607 code for a protein of 503 amino acids. The transcript is spliced from 6 exons. The record is from RefSeq and is a predicted model, not a curated record. Gene Ontology annotation, biological process: regulation of exit from mitosis; microtubule cytoskeleton organization; protein dephosphorylation. Gene Ontology annotation, cellular component: nucleolus; spindle pole; centrosome. Gene Ontology annotation, molecular function: protein serine/threonine phosphatase activity; protein tyrosine/serine/threonine phosphatase activity.